AUGGCGAGAACUAUGAUCAUCUUGUUUUUGACUGCGUGUGCUAGCCUUGUUCUGAGCAGUGCCUCUCGAUAUCCGAGGUCAAGGUUCAAGGCAGCUGUGUACGAGCACAAGGUAAUUUUGCCGGAACCCAGCUAUAUACCGGUGUCCCGCCAGAAGGCGCUGUCCCUCAUGUACAAGAACCUGGCCGUGUACAGAACCCAGACCGAGGCUGCAGGCAGACAGAAUGUAGACAUCUUGUUUUUUCCGGAAGAUGGCAUUUAUGGAAUGAUGUUAAAGAUAAGAAGACAGGUGGCGCCGUAUUUAGAGUACAUCCCAGAUCCUAGAAAGGAAAGCUGGAACCCUUGCACGGAGCCUGGGAGGCAUGCUAACACAGAGGUACAGCAGUAUCUGAGUUGUCUUGCGAGGAAUAACGCCCUCUACCUUGUAGUAAACAUGGGAGACAAGCAGCCCUGUUCCAUCAAGACUGACCCAGGAUGCCCAUAUGACGGACAAUAUCAAUUUAACACCAAUGUCGUUUAUGGUCCCACGGGAACUUUGAUCGCUAAGUAUCAUAAAGUAUGCACCUUGAUACGAUGUGCAAAUUCCAUGAAACAAAGUUGCGGUCUCCAGUUUCUUUUACGAAAAACAAGAUUCCGUUACCUGCGUAUUAACGGAACCUUCGGCACUCCGUACGUAUUCCCAGCGGUGCUGCUUUACAGACGGUGGACAACUGAAGCUGGCGCCAAAACAAUGGAUGUUUAA
Messenger RNA from Gigantopelta aegis, 741 nucleotides. Its product is annotated as pantetheinase-like. The record is from RefSeq and is a predicted model, not a curated record. The coding region runs from base 1 to 741 and encodes 246 amino acids. The transcript is spliced from 3 exons. Lineage: Eukaryota; Metazoa; Mollusca; Gastropoda; Neomphalida; Peltospiridae.